Molecule: messenger RNA, 429 nt
Organism: Melampsora larici-populina 98AG31
Lineage: Eukaryota; Fungi; Basidiomycota; Pucciniomycetes; Pucciniales; Melampsoraceae
Exons: 3
Coding region: 1-429 (142 amino acids)
Source: RefSeq, a predicted model, not a curated record
AUGAAUGUGAUGAUUGCAGCUCAACUCGGUCAAAGCAUCUCACAAACUCCAACAACAGAACCUGUUCCAAUUGUGGCCGUUGCAAUGGCUUGUUUCUCAGUAGGCCUAUGUAUCUUUUGCUUGUUCGUCACGCUCAAUCAACUCAAUCAACUUAGACGUCAGCAGAAGGAGCACCCAGAACCUAUUCUUGCUGAAACCAAUAAUAGAUUGGAGGAUUUUGUUCCUUCUGAAAUGCUGACACAGAAUCCGACAUUGGAGUAUCGACUUCCACUUGAAAGGGAGACUCUUCUUCCAUUUCAUAUGAUUCAGAGUAAGGCGGCGUGCAACAUUCAUCCAGACUAUCAGGCAAAGGCAAGUCACACGUUUGCUGCUGGGUUGAAAGCUCAUCCUCGUGGAGUCUGUCUUCGUAUUCUUCCGUCGUUUGGUUGA